AUGGCAGGACGGUCGCAUUCUGGAAAACCGUUUCAAACAGCAGCAGAGAGACACUGGGAAUCCGAGUACUUCGGCCGGACAUGGGUCACGGCAGUUAUCAUGCUGGUCAUUGCCAUUUUCUUAUACAAACAGAAGGGACCGUCAAAUCCCGGAACACAACUCCCAGUCAAACCGGAGGGAGAGUCGGAUCCGGGAACACAAUUCCCGGUGAAAGAAGAGGGAAAGUCGGAUCCUGGAACACAAUUCCCGGUGAAAGAAGGAGAGUCGGAUCCGGGAACACAAUUCCCGGUGAAUGAAGAGGGAGAGUCGGAUCCUGGAACACAAUUCCCGGUGAAAGAAGGAGAGUCGGAUCCGGGAACACAAUUCCCGGUGAAAGAAGGAGAGUCGGAUCCGGGAACACAAUUCCCGGUGAAAGCGGAGGGAGAGUCGGAUCCGGGAACACAAUUCCCGGUGAAAGCGGAGGGAGAGUCGGAUCCGGGAACACAAUUCCCGGUGAAAGCGGAGGGAGAGUCGGAUCCGGGAACACAAUUCCCGGUGAAAGAAGAGGGAGAGUCGGAUCCUGGAACACAAUUCCCGGUGAAAGGGGAGGGAGAGUCGGAUCCGGGAACACAAUUCCCGGUGAAAGAAGAGGGAGAGUCGGAUCCUGGAACACAGUUUCAAAUAAAGUCAGAAGGACAUUGGGAAAACCAGUACGUAAUCGUGAUCGUCAUUAUUCUGGCCAUUUUCUUAUACAGACGGUUAAAGCACCGGAACCUGAGGUUCAGAGUGGUAUGUUAUGGACAAGGGGAUGUACACAAAGAUAUUCUGAUGGGCAGUUCCAUGUCUGAAGAGGAUCGUGACAUUCCAUAUGUUCUGUAUGUUUACAAGGUUUCUCGUGAACUCAUGGAUCUCCGCACAGCCCUACGAUUUGUUGAAAAGAAGCAAAUGUUGAAAAGGAAAGACAUAUGUGCUGUGAUUCUAUUGGAGAAGGUGACGAAUGCACAGAAUAAGACGAUCGAUAUUGAUCACCAAGGCAUCUUUGACGGCAAAACUGUGGUUGUGCGAAUUUGCUGGGAAGAAAAGUGGUUCCUUUUUCCCAGGAAAGUUCAGAAGGGGCCUGGAUACUGGAAAGCGAUGGAAAAAGUAAUUCAGAGCAUCAGGGAAUGGUAAUACAAGUUAAGGCCAAGAAUAACAUGGACUACAUAACCACUGCGAAUCUGCUGCACUUCAAUGGCUUAAAAUAGUGUUUCUGUUCAUAAAUUCUGUUCUAUCAUAUAAUAGUUGUUAUUAAUUAGGAGAACCUAAACAGUCUGAAGAAAGACUGACUCUAUAAAGGCAAGCUAACUUUCAAUUCCCAUUAAAUGUGUGUAUAGUUGUUAUGAUACUUACAAGUGAGAUACACACCGAGAACCAGGCUGUUCAGCAUCAGAAUUAUCUCACUAAAGAUAUGUUACAUUCUGUUUAUAUAAUGCAUAUAUUUUUGGUUAUCAAAUAUCAUGGACUUCAAAGAUCCAGGAGAGUUACUUUGGGCCAAAUGCCCUUCAGUACUGUAUCAUUCUACAGUUUGUUUUAAUAUUGAUCUGUUUUGACAAAGAAAUAUUCUCAGCAAAAAAGAAUAAAAGGAAAAGGUACU
Molecule: messenger RNA, 1612 nt
Organism: Hemiscyllium ocellatum (epaulette shark)
Lineage: Eukaryota; Metazoa; Chordata; Chondrichthyes; Orectolobiformes; Hemiscylliidae
Exons: 4
Coding region: 1-1149 (382 amino acids)
Source: RefSeq, a predicted model, not a curated record